Molecule: messenger RNA, 1632 nt
Organism: Suillus bovinus
Lineage: Eukaryota; Fungi; Basidiomycota; Agaricomycetes; Boletales; Suillaceae
Exons: 7
Coding region: 422-1618 (398 amino acids)
Source: RefSeq, a predicted model, not a curated record
GCUCUAAGAUCAUAUACACCGUAACAACAUCGGUGUAACGUUGCCUAUAUGGUAAUACCUCACACAGCGCGGAAACUGGCAUUUUACCACCUAUCGUCUCCAGCGAAAUCACAUUCCAAAGGUAUUCUAGAGUGCUCUGUCGGAAUGCUCUAACCAUGUCACGGUCCAGAUAUGCUUUUGAUUGAUAUCUUGCAUGAACAAGAUAGUUGUUCCUUGAAGAAGAUGCCAAACAACGAACAACUCAUCUCAAUCUUGUGCGGACAUCAAAGAUCAUAUAUCAAGCUGGUUUAUCAGAAGUAUUUUGAACUUACUCAUCAUCUGACUUUGACCGGCCGACCCAACGAUAUCCUUGAAAUUCCGACACGUACUGUACUCAGAGCCCUCCUGGAAACUAGACUUAUCAGGAAAUAGUUCAUCAAGAAUGACGAAAUUAGCAGUUGGUGCGAUUCUGGCUGUCGCCCUUGUUACCGCGUCGCAUACGGCAGCGUCUCCGCCUGGAGCAAUUUAUAUCGACCCUUUAUUGUAUAAUGUUGUGGGAGCAAACUACACAGAAUGGCGCAACUCAUCCGCUAUCGGUUUUAACCCCACCAACAGUACACCCCCAUUCAUUCAGGUCUUUGACCCUUCGUUCCUCGAUGUCACUGGACCAUCUGCUACCAUUCGGGAAAUUGCUUCGAAUCCUGGCUUUGAUUUUGCCCAUGAAGCACCCAUCUACGUUCCAGAUCUCAACUUGGUCUUCUUUUCAAACACUGGUGGUGGCACACUCACCUACAGUGGCUGGUAUAACAACAGUGUUGUCAGCAUGAUCAACAUGACGCUAGUCGACGAGGCGCUGGCUCGUACGACUGGAAAUGUUAAUAUUCAGGUUCAAACGCUCAAUCUCUCUGACAAUGUCCAAAUGGUUAACGGGGGAACAGGUCCAUACAGGGGAGACCUUCUGUUCGUCACCGCAGGUCGCGCUUUGCUUCCGCCUUCUAUUGUUCGCGUAAAUCCCAGCCCUCCCUACAACACCACUGUUAUUCUGGACAACUUCCUAGGCAGACAGUUCAACUCGCUGAAUGAUAUCAAAAUUCUACCUGGCACGGACAUCAUGUUUUUCACCGAUCCUCCUUACGGGUGGCUUAAUGGUUACCGUCCUGAACCAAUGCUACCGUCACAAGUGUACCGCUUUGAUCCGUCCACUGGGCAGGUCAGAGUUGUCGCUGACCAAUUUGUGAACCCGAAUGGUAUUGCGUUCACGCCCGAUGGCAAAACUGCAUUCGUCACCGACACGGGUGUUUUCGGAGGCUUCCUCGAAACAAAUCAGACUUUUCCAGCCACGAUCUAUCAGUUCGACGUCGAGCCAACGACGCAGUCGUUCAUGAACCGUAGAGUGUUCGCCUACAGUGACUCUGGUGCACCCGAUGGCAUUCAGCUUGAUACCAAAGGCAACGUUCAUGCCGGUUGCGGCGAUGGUAUUCAUGUCUGGAAUGACGAAGGCACGCUCAUUGGGAAGUUCUACUUAAACAGCACCGCGUCUCAGCUGAUAUUCACGAAGUCUGGUCUUGUUAUUUUGGCGGAGACAGCGAUGUAUGUGGUAAACAUCCAAGCUCGUGGAAUGACUCUAGCCACGCUGUAGCUUUCUAUGUACUG